AAAGGCAGACAGGGUGGGGGCUGACCGGACAUGCUGUGGUAGGGAGUUCCAGAGGAUGGGAGAGGCUCUGGAGAAGUCCUGGAGGCAAGCGUGGGAGGAGGUGAUGAGGGAGCUAGAGAGGAGGAUAUCAUGGGAGGAGCGGAGUGGGCGAUUUGGGUGGUAUCUGUGGAUGAGGUUGGCGAUGUAGCUGGGGGCAGUGUUGUGGAUGGCUUUGUAAGCUGUGGUUUGUAUUUUGAAUUUUAUAUGUCGGGUUAUGGAGGCCAGUGGAGGGAUUGGCAGAGAGGGGUGGAGGACACUGAGUGGAGGCCAGUGGAGGGAUUGGCAGAGAGGGGUGGAGGACACUGAAUGGAGGCCAGUGCAGGGAUUGGCAGAGAGGGGUGGAGGACACUGAGUGGAGGCCAGUGGAGGGAUUGGCAGAGAGGGGUGGAGGACACUGAGUGGAGGCC
This is a messenger RNA of Staurois parvus, 446 nucleotides long. The record is from the annotation of a GenBank genome assembly. NCBI's taxonomy places the organism in Eukaryota, Metazoa, Chordata, Amphibia, Anura, Ranidae.